Molecule: messenger RNA, 7337 nt
Organism: Xyrichtys novacula (pearly razorfish)
Lineage: Eukaryota; Metazoa; Chordata; Actinopteri; Labriformes; Labridae
Source: the annotation of a GenBank genome assembly
AUGCUGAAAUCAUUGACGGGCGGUCAGUUUCCCUUCAGUCCUCAAAUUAAAUGCUGUGACUAAGUCGGAGAAGCGAUGACUGACAGGACAGAGCAGAGAGAGAACUAACAUGACAUGAACUUGGAUGCUUUCAGAGGGACAGUGUGUGAGGUAAAACGAUAGGAGAUCUUCAGCUGGACUGAAGUCAAACUAUCUAACAGAGAGAAGGAAGAGGAAACAGAGGCAAAAAAGGGAGAUCUGAAAGGAUAGAAACCUCCACAGAAUUAAAGAAGAAUCAAACAGAGGACGAAAAAAGGGGGAUUGUUGACCUCUUGACCUACAAGCUUCGAUCAGCUUCUUGCAUCAUCAUGGACAAAGAGACUGGAUUUAAUAAUGUAAACGGCUCCUCACAGGUACACACAGAGACAUCCUCACAUUUUAAACUCUCAUACAGACAUUAGGUAUUAUGUUGUAACAAUAGUAGGUGAAAGGAGUAUGUUUAUAUAGUAAGUAUCAUCUCACAGCAGCUCCAUUUAUAGAUCUAAUGGUCUUGAUCAGCUAUUUUAGAAAAAAACAGAUCACUUGUUAUGAACUGACAUGUUUCUAAUUUUUGUACUGACUAAAAAUUCAAUAUUUUGAUGCUUGAAAAUGAUUCGUUUAGUUGUUUAGUUAUUUCCAUCAUUUCUUUUAUUCUUCAGAUGAAUUUUUCCUCUUUGUUCUUCAUGCUCUACUCUUUUAUUCUUGAUAACAAACCCAUUUCAUGCAUCCGAGUUCUGUUCAUGAAAAUUGCAUGACUGAUGGCAACUUUACCAUGUGUUUUUACUUGAUAACACAUAGACCAGUCUACACUCACGUUACAGAGGGUAAUCUGCAUUGUGUACUCUAGAUUUUUAAGCAUCAGCUGAACCUUGAAUUUCUCAUUUUGGAGGGACACAUUGAUUACAUAAUGGGAAGGUUAGCGCUGUUUCAACAGACUUUGGGUCCUCAAAUGCUCUCAACAAACUAUCUGAACUCAAAACCACAGAAGUAGGUGCAUGCGAACACACACACAUGAGCAGACUCACGUGUUCCCACAGCUGCCACAUGCCUGUGACUUUUCACAUGCACAUGCUGAUCAAUGAAUAAAUGAGUAAUUGAAAUUGUUCAAUAAACCAGCUGAUAAACUCUGAAUCAGAGAUGUGCAGAUACAACAGCACAUUAAAGAUAGGCGUCAUGAUCUCAGCUGAUAAAAUUAUGAUAAUUUAUGACAUGUAACUGCUUCAAAGCUCAGAUUUCAGUCAUAUUUUACCAUUGACUGAUCAUUUUGAGUCUUUUGUACAACCGUUAAUGGCUUGUUGCAAUCUUAACUCAAUCAUGCUACAGUAUCUGGUGCAGAAGUGAAGCACUUUUCCUUUUCAAUUUUCUCUAAUUUAACUCAUAAAUCUUUCGUUCUAUAACAAGAGUUUUAUGACUCUUACUUUCUUCUCAGUGUUAAUACAGUUUGUCCUUGCAGGGCUGAUAUGGAUGCAGAUUAAAUGUUACUGCCUCUACGAAACUCAUUGACCCGUCUGCUCCUCUGCUCUCCUCUCAAACAGCAUCAAGACACAGAGUUGUUUUCUUCUGAGGAAGACAGUAGUCUCUACUUUACCUACAGUGGAGGGUGCAAUGAGCUGGAGGUCAGCGACCUGCACUAUGAGGUAACUGACGGGCAGCCACACUCCUACACAAUCACCUUAGCUGUAUUUUUUCAUCCUUCGGCACAUGUCUGGAUAUGUCAAUCAUGCAUCUACUGAUUGGGAAAUUGUAUGCAUUUGUGUGUAACACUUAGGUUGACACAGCAGCUCAGAUCCCCUGGUAUGAGAGGUUGUCAGAGUUCAAGUUGCCAUGGGAGAUAAAAGGAAACAAGCAGACAGCCAUCAACAAGCUCAGCCUCCGAGUUCACAGCGGACAGAUGCUGGCUGUCAUUGGCAGCUCAGGUGAAACAAAUCGCUUCAAAUAUCAAAUAACAUCCAGUUUCAGUAGUUUAUGUAAAAGCCUCUUUGAAUGAUCUCGUGUGUUCAAUGUCAAAUCACUUUUAUCAGCUCCGAUCUAAGACACAUCUACACUUUGAAUCUCUAGCCUCUAACAAAGAAACAAUGAAAACUGUCUCCAUGAUUCUGAGAACUUAAGAAAAGAAUCUUUAACGUUUGGAGACGCAAAAAAAAAAAAUCUGAACUUAUUAAGAGAUCCUAAUACAGAUUUCGACUCCUGAAGUGAGACAUUUUUCUUCUUUUAGGUUGUGGUAAAACAUCUUUGCUGGACAUAAUAACGUGCCGUGAUGAGGGGGGCACGAUGACAUCUGGUCAAGUUCUGAUUAACGGACAGCCAAACACUCCUCAGCUGGUGAAAAAGAACAUCGCUCAUGUCCGCCAAGAUGAUCGCCUUCUCCCUCAUCUUACCGUCCGGGAAACUCUCUCCUUUGUUGCCAAACUGAGGCUUCCUACACACUUCACACAGGCUCAGAGAGACCAGAGGGUAAGGUUUCACUUCAUCCUGUCACUCCCAGCUGAAUGCUGAAUAGAAAAAAUAAAAAGUUGUUAGUCUGGAGUGUAUGUUAAAGAGAUCCCAGCAUAUGUUGCUUCAAUUUUUGAGAAGGUUCUUAAUCCCUGUCAAGUCAGAAAGCAUAGAGACAAGAAAAAGUGCCAGUAAGUUCACCUUCUCCUCCUUUAUGAGGCUGUUUUAGUCACAAAGAUUCACAAAACACAAAGAUCUUACUUAUAAGUGACAUAAACGUCCCGACUGUUUGCUCUGCUCUGUUUGCAGUAUACUGUGUAAAUCCAUGAUAUAUAUUUUUUUUACUUUCAAGCAGACAUGCUUAUUCAGAAAAAAAGGUUUUGCACUUUAACUAAAUGACUAAAAGUCUUGUAAGUUUUAAACAACAGACUGUCCCUGUAAAGUGCUGGUAUUUUUUUUUUAAUUUGUCACAGGUAGAUGAUGUCAUCGCAGAGCUGCGUCUACGACAGUGCGCUCACACCAGGGUGGGAAACGACUAUGUGAGGGGAGUUUCUGGAGGAGAGAGGAGGAGAGUCAGUAUAGCUGUCCAACUUCUCUGGAACCCAGGUGAGAGAAAAUUGUCAAAGCAAUGUCAAGGACUUAUUUGUGUCCAGUUUGGCUCCCCCGAAGACAUCGUACACCUAAUACCUUUACUAAUGUUGUCAUUUACAUAUUUAAAUUGUGUUUUCUUACAAAAAUUAUGUCUUCUUACUAGACGAUAUACUGUUAGUAACAGUUUCGCUUCUUUUAACAUGAGGCUUGAAUUUUCAUCACAAAAUCACUUAUCAGAUUAGUUUUGUAAAUUUAAAGAUGUGCCAACCACAGGAAAGGUGAACAAAGACAAGUCAAGCCAUUAUGAUAUUGUCAUUUAUGGCUAAAGAAUUCAACGGCUGUGUUUCAGGAUUUACAUUUCUUAAAAAUAUUAUUAUUAACAUGAGGCUUAAAUUUUCACUGUAAAAAACACAAAAUCACUUAUCAGAUUAGUUUUCUAAAUUACCCAAAGAUGUGCCACCCACAGGAAAGGUGAACAAUGAGAAGUCAAGCCAUGAAUAAACAACAGAUGUGUAAUUAAUCACAUGAAUCAGAGUUUAAACACAUUUUUUAUGAUAUUUUAUGAUCAGACAAAAUGAUUGAAAACAACAGUGGUGUUUCAUUGAUCGCUGUAUUGGUGCUUUUACAUUUCAGGGAUUUUAAUCUUGGAUGAGCCGACGUCAGGUUUAGACAGCUUCACAGCCCACAACCUUGUGAUCACACUGUCCCGUCUGGCCCGGGGAAACCGUCUGGUCCUGUUGUCUGUCCACCAGCCUCGCUCAGAUAUCUUUCAGCUCUUUGACCUUGUGGUCCUGCUGUCGUCUGGUUCAGCUGUUUACUGCGGCCCCGCUCGAGACAUGGUGCCCUACUUCACUGCUUUAGGAUACCCCUGCCCACGAUACUGCAACCCUUCUGACUUCUAUGGUUAGUGUGUGGAAAUGAAGUCCAAACCCUCUUUAUCUGCAUCUGUCUUACUUCAAACCACGGUGUCAAAUGUGACCCACUCUUGUUCAUAAGACUCAUUUUGUUGGUACAUUUGUGUUUGUGUAGUUGAUCUGAUCAGUAUAGACCGACGCAGUCCUGAGCGUGAGGCUGAGUGUUUGGAGCGGGCCACGGUUCUGGCUCAGCAGUUCAGGGAAAAGGUCCAAGACACAGACGAUCACAUGUGGAAACCUUUGACUGAUGUAGCACAGACAAAAACUGAAAGGUAGCAGCAUGUCUUCAUAUCUUUAUUCAAGAGGUUCACCCUUUAUUAUUUUCACUUUAUGGGAUACUGAGAAUCUCAUCUACAUUUUCUAUCCACAGCCCUCAGCAGCUGAGCCAGACAAGAGAAGAGGAAGUGAUCACUAUUUCAGAAAGAGCAAACAAACUGCCUGGCCGUCUACACCAAUUCACAAUCCUCAUCAGGUAUGGACAGCACACAUGGACUGAUUACAGCUCUCACACAGACACUCAUCUACCUGUCCUCUUUCUCAGGCGACACAUGUACAACGACUUCAGAGACCUGGUCACCCUACUGGUCCAUGGCUUCGAAGCCCUCCUCAUGUCACUGCUGGUCGGUUGUCUGUACUACGGGGCGGGAGAAGAUCGUCUGUCCAUUCAGGACACGGUGGCUCUCCUCUACAUGAUUGGUGCGCUCACUCCAUUUGCUGUGGUGCUGGACGUCAUAGCUAAAUGUAAGUAAAGCAAACUUGAAGAAGGCAUUUUCCUUUCUGAGAACAGUUUUAGCUUAAAUACAAGAUUGAUGAUAAGUUGAGAACAAGAUAAAUAGAUAGUUAGAAAGUAAAUGAAGAGUGUUUAAAGUUUUGACAGCUUUUUUAACGUUGUACCCUCACUUAUUCAUAACUAUUCUGCGCUUUGCAGCUACUUUUCUUCAAUAGUUGACAUGUAGUAGUGGUGUGCUUAUCGAAGACUUAUCAGAUACCUAAAUGACGCCCUGUUCCUUCACUCCGAGUAUAAUCAGUCCCAAUAUUGCUUAGAUAGAACGACUGAUCCUGGCACACAGCCACCAAGAGACAAUAUUUAGUAAGUUCAAGGCCAACAAAAGUUAUAAAGUUUUUUCAAAGUUCACUUCUGACUUACACACUGUACUUCCAGCCUGAAGAGACUAAAUACAUAUGGAAAACCUUUGGAAUCACAGUAAAAAUACCUGCCUGCUGCAGCUUCAGAGUCUGAACAACUUGUGAUUAUUUUUGCUGAGUGGAUGUUUAACAUACAGUAAAAAAAGAAGAACUAUUUGAGUCUUGAAGGACAUCAGGGGAUGUUAAGUCUUUAUGUUCCCUGCAGGUCACACAGAGAGAGCGAUGCUGUACCAUGAGCUGGAGGACGGCAUGUACUCUGUCACCUCUUACUUCUUUGCCAAGGUAACCCACAGUGAAAAUGAGAAUGCUUCUACCAGCAGGGGGCAGUCUCACUCCAUGCUGCAAACACACCAGCAUAAUUACAACCACAACUGUGCCUCUUUGUAAUUUGGUGUUAAAUGGUGUAAAGGUUUUCUUGUGUGGGACUUUCUGGUUGUUUUUUCUCUUUAAAUGAAUAUGUUUUCGUUUUCAGAUCCUUGGGGAGUUACCUGAACACUGUGUGUUCACUUUGGUGUAUGGCCUGCCCAUCUAUUGGCUGGCCGGGCUGAACGAGGCUCCUGAGCGUUUCCUGCUUAACUUCCUACUGGUGUGGCUGAUGGUUUACUGCAGCCGGUCCAUGGCUCUGUUUGUGGCUGCCUCCCUGCCCACUCUGCAGACCUCAGCCUUCAUGGGAAACGCCUUGUUCACUGUUUUCUAUUUGACCGGAGGGUUUGUCAUCAGCCUAGAGAACAUGUGGCUCGGUGAGAAUGAUUAAUGGGAAAGUGUGUAUAGAGAAUAAUAUGCUGCACAGUAUGUGAUGUGAAUACUUAUGCAUAUGUUUGACUCCUCAGUGGCCUCAUGGCUCUCGCACAUCUCCUUCAUGCGUUGGGGUUUUGAAGGCAUGCUGCAGGUGCAGUUCAAAGGCAACAAGUAUCCCAUUACCAUUUCAAACAUCACCUUUAAUGUGGACGGCAUAUAUGUGAGUUAAAGUUACACCAAUACAAAAUCACUUUUUUUUUUUUAUUUUGUUAAAUUUUGGAUCAUCAUUGGCAGGACAAAGGUUGAACUUAAUCCAGGAUAGCAACUAUUUUCAAAGUAGACUAAAUAAACAGCACAGCUAAAAUCAAAGUGUUCAAAACAUCUCUCUCCUCUGUUUGUCUUUCAGGUGGUGGAGGCCAUGGAUAUGAAUCAGUACCCUCUGUACUCAUGCUAUCUGGUGCUGCUGGCAGUCUGUCUGUGCUUCAUGGGGCUUUAUUACUUAUCUCUGAGAUUCAUCAAACAGAAGUCCAGUCAGGACUGGUGAACACCCACAGACCAGCCUCUGACUAUCAGGGUUCGACUAAGAAGACGUGUUUAAUUUUGUGGCUGUAAAAGAUGAGUAAUCUUGGCUCUAGUUCGACUGGUUCGAAACUCUGUGCUUUCUGAUUUUUCCUUAUUUUUUAUUAGGAUUUUUUGGUAAAAAAAAAAAAAAGUAAGAUUUACAUUUUGAAUUCUUCCCACAUUUUUACCAUAAUUUCAAACUUGAGAAAACUCCUGUGCACUUUAAUGGUAGACUUAACUACCCUGAUACUGCAGCAGGGUGAAAGACUUCAUGCUAUGUAAAAUGAUUUUAACAUACACAAAUGUAAAAAGUUUCGAUAUGAAAUUAAUAAGAUUUUGAUUUAGAAGCACUUGUUGCAGUACCUCUAGCUGCUGCUGGGUGGCAGCAGAGCACUGCGGUAUUUAAAAAUGAUUUCAUUUUUUUCCUCUUUUCUGCUAUUUCCUGGUAAAUGAUAAGAGCACUACUUGGGCAGAUAUCCAUCUGUAGAUUUUACUUGUUCCUUUUUCAAUCUUCUGUUUUUUUUUUCCCCAACAGAUUAAUCUUUUGUAUAUGUAAGGUUAUUUAGCUUUACAGUGUGUGUCAGUAUAGGAAGCUCUGAAAAAAAGAGCCUAGUAGAGAUUUAUAUAGUCACACUCAGAAAAAAAAGAGCUUGUACUUGUGUUCUCAUAGAUUGGAGAUUAUGUAAACUGUAUUUUUUUUUUUUGCACUGGUGCAAAAGCCUGAUAAAUGUUUGACUGACAUGAUUUGAGUCUAAAUUGGUAAAGUAUUAAAUCAAAUCGCUCCCUUUUAAGCAUGCCCAUUUUUGUCAUCAUACUGUCUGCUAUCCUUUUGGCCUCGUCUUUUGGCUGUGUGGUGUAGUUAUUCACAGACAUGCAAUUUCAUAAGCUCAAAUAAAAUGCUGAUAAAACAAGUCUUUUAAUCGUGUUUAUCCGUCA